Molecule: messenger RNA, 1164 nt
Organism: Hypomesus transpacificus
Lineage: Eukaryota; Metazoa; Chordata; Actinopteri; Osmeriformes; Osmeridae
Product: N-acetyllactosaminide beta-1,3-N-acetylglucosaminyltransferase 3-like
Exons: 1
Coding region: 1-1164 (387 amino acids)
Cellular component (GO): membrane
Molecular function (GO): hexosyltransferase activity
Source: RefSeq, a predicted model, not a curated record
AUGAGGAGGAAGACAUUGCGUUACAUCAAAUUGGUGGGUUUGCUUUUGAUUGGAACUUUCGCCUUGGUGCUCAUCUUUGAGAAAGAGGCCAACCCUGCAGAUGAGCCAUCAGAUAACAUGCCAGUUCACACAAGGGAAUCAAACCGUAACCAAAUAACUAAGAAACUAGUCAGUGUGCGGUCAGAUGCCAUCACAUGGCCACCUUGUCAGCGUAAUGAAUCUGCAUCCAACGUGACAGGCUUUUCUUCACUUCCCGGCCACAUCCAAGACUUCCUGGAUUAUCGUCACUGCCGCCACUUCCCCAUGCUGCUUGACGUUCCUGAUAAAUGUGGAGGUCCACAGAACUCUGCUGAUGUCUUCCUUCUGCUGGUUAUUAAGAGCUCGCCUUGGAACUAUGACCGAAGGGAGGUUCUACGUAAAACCUGGGCAGAGGAGAGAAUCCAGAAUGGGGUGUGGGUGCGUCGACUCUUCAUCUCAGGAACCACAAGCUCGGGAUAUGAGGAGUCAAAGCUGAACAACUUACUGGAGCUGGAAAACAAAGAACAUCAUGACAUCUUGCAAUGGGACUUCAGUGACACUUUAUUCAAUCUAACACUGAAGCACAUUCUGUUUCUCGAUUGGAUGGAGAGGAACUGCCCAAAUGCUCGCUUCCUGCUCAACGGUGAUGAUGACAUCUUCGCCAACACAGAUAACAUGGUGGAAUACUUUCAAAGCCUCAAGGACAAUGACGGAAGCAAGCAUCUGUUUGAGGGUUCUUUGGUCAUCGGCGUUGGACCCGUCAGAGACCGACGGAGCAAGUACUAUGUGCCAGUUCAGGUACAAGAGUCAGAAACAUACCCCCCCUAUUGUUCAGGAGGGGGAAUUCUCCUUUCAGGCUACACAGCUAUGGUCAUAUACAAAAUGUCUCAGUUAAUAACCAUAUUGCCUAUUGAUGAUGCUUACCUGGGGAUGUGCCUGCAAAAGGCUGGUCUUGGCAUCAAGUCCCACAUCGGUGUUCACUGUCAAGGACUGCAUAUUCCUUCUAAAAGGCUUGAUGCCCAUGACCCUUGUUUUUACAAGGAAAUAAUUUUAGUACACAGAUUUGUAGUACAUCAGAUUUACAUUAUGUGGCAUGCAGUACGUGACCCUAACCUGAAUUGUGUCGGAAAGACUUUGACACUUUAG